Molecule: messenger RNA, 4275 nt
Organism: Physella acuta
Lineage: Eukaryota; Metazoa; Mollusca; Gastropoda; Physidae
Product: mucin-2
Source: RefSeq, a predicted model, not a curated record
UUACUUUUCAACUUAGGUGUGUGAUUUUAUGCGGCACCACAUCUGAUAACCGCUUUGAUAAUGAGGAAAAAAAAGAAAAAAAAUGCCGACCAGUGUCCCAACAUAAUCAAUACACUUUACUCAGCAUCCUGGUGUGUGCGUGUCGAGUGUGUAGAUGGGAUGAUUGACACAAGGAAAUGAUCCGGUCCAGCCAAUUAACGUAGGGAAAACAUGAGUAACCCAUCAGGCGCGGGUCUCGGCCGGGGCAGAAUAACUCGGCUCCUCAACUUUAUUAGGCUGGAACAGCGGAAGGAAGUCUGUAUACCCAUGGGAGGCGCGGCUUGUGAAGAUUGCUACAGCGUGUUGAGGUCGUGGUAGGGGCUAACACUUGGGCCCAGGCUGGCCACAGUGGAUCAUGGAUUAGUGAUGGUCAACAUUCUUAGCCUCGAUGUGACGUGUGUGCUCUACCUCCCUGCACGCUCAGUCAACUAACUAACGCAUUACGGAGAUUUUCGCGGCGUCAAACAAGGGCCAACUGUUUUCUUUGACCGGCAGCUGGACGUACCAACGUACUGCUAGAGAGACCUAACCUAAGUUGGUAGAAGAUCGGCCAUGUGUCGCCCGGCCUGCACGCUCUAGUCGGUGAUGUAUGAUCUGAAAGACCUGUCCAUCCCCAUACUCUCCACAUUUAUCAUAGUCAGCAUGGCUUCCUUCUUCCUCUGCUGCCUGCGCAAGAAGAGCUCCGCGGACGUGUCGGACGGCAAGAAGCUGUCCAUCAAACGAGAGGACAGCAAGCAGAGAAACAAGAGCUCGGACAAAACUAAAGUUGAGAACGGUCUGCCGGCUGAGAAGAAAAGUAUUCCAAACACAGCAGACACAAAAGAUGACCUGGGUGAUUUUUCUGCUGUGCAGAGAGAGACAGAGAUACUGAGAUCAUAUCGCAAACCUCCUCCACCCAAACACAGAGCCAGGCAAAGUAGGGCUCCAAGAGCCAUGAAGGGUUCUACAGAAAAUCUGGAUAUUUUUACAGAGUUAAGUGAAGAAAACUCCAGGCUCAGCUCGGAUGAGAGAGAGGAUGAUAACAAGGAUGAUGUGGAUGGAGCAACACUGCGUCCCCAUACUGAGGACAGCGCUAAAAGAGAUGUUCGUUCAUCCAUGCUGGCAGACAUUGAGCAGACUUUACUAGCACUACACAUGUCAGAGCAGAAGUCUGAAGAAGACUUGACGCUGGCAAGUAGAGGAGAACAGGGAGACACAGCCAGGGACAGCACACUGAGUUUGGGGGCGGCUAACAGACUCAAUGAGAACUCUGGCAAAACUCCAUCACCAAAAUCCAGCCCCAUUGCCAAGCCCAAGAGAGUGCCAAAAGUGAGCCCCAAGCCCAGCCCUAAACCCAGCCCUAAAGUGAGAAAAACUGUUGGACAAGCUGGUGGACCAGCCGUGGUGGUGGAGGGCGAGACUGAAAAUUCUUCAGACUCACAGGCCACCUCGUUAAAACUCUCCUCAUUAACUGUACAAUUAGCUGAUCCUACAAAAGCUGAGACCUCACCCCAGUCACAAUCAAUGCAAUCAACUGUGACCAUCCCACAGACUGCUGAACCAUCUUCAACAUCACAAUUUUCAACUGAGGACUUAGCAACAGAUGGCACAAAAUCUAACACUCAACCAUCAAUGGAUGACUCUUCUAAACCUACUACCCAACCAUCAAUGGAUGAUUCUUCUAAACCUACUACCCAACCAUCAAUGGAUGAUUCUUCUAAACCUCCAACCCAACCAUCAAUGGAUGACGCUUCUAAACCUCCAACCCAACCAUCAAUGGAUGACUCCUCUAAACCUCCUGGGGAUGAGGGGUUGAGCCAGGGGUUGGAGACUGCCAGCACAGUCUACCCCAACACCUCGGAGGGAGAAGCUACGCACCCUGAUUUCUCCAACACAACCAACUGCUCUCAGCUGGAUUCCCUCAAAGAUGAGAGCCCUGACUUCUCUAGCCCCAACACAGAUACUAACACUGAGCCAAGUGGCAAGGAUGAGGAGACCAGAGAAACAGUUCUGGGAGACAUUUCAGCCCAAGGUUUGACCAGCAGCACUGGCCCUGACCUGGUUGUUCCAGGUCUGACCAAUGGCACAUCACACAAUGGCACAUCACACAAUGGCACAUCACAGACUUCAGAGAUUUCCUCACAGGACAAUCCAUUGUCUGAGCCUUUAGCAGGGGGCAGUGUGCAGGACAAAACUUUCUCUAGCAAUGGUGAGCUGUCAGCACCAUCUACAGCCAAUAUAGAAGCACAAGAUUCAGACCUAUCACAAGAAGGGAUACAAACAGACAGCCAAUCACAAGAAGGAACACAAAGGCGAGAAUCAGUGGAGGAGCAGGCAGGCAAAGGCAAACUUAGUAAAAUACCAGUGAGAGCAGGUUCCAAGCCCAGAUCUAGUCCUCCAAAAUGUGCAGUGACAGAAAAAACAACAGUACAAUAGUCAGCUGAAGGUAACUAUGACACAGCGUCCAACUGCUAACAAACUGAUGGCUCUACAUGACAAGUUGUCAACAUCAAGACGGUCCAAUAGAGAGUGAGUCUAUCUACAGAGACCAGAGGGGAGAGGGAAGGACCAACCCAGCCAACAGCUAGCCCAGAACCUCAGACACAUCAGGGUACAGCAAACUUAACCACCAGGGGCCUACACAGCUGUGUGAAAAUCUGGUCAAUACAUUGUCAGCAGUUACAGUCAUUGUCUUUGGAUACUGCUGUAAUGCUGAACAAUCACAAUUUAACUUUCAUCAAAUGCAAUAAAAAAUAACUGUUAUUGUCUGUAGGUGCCUUCAAUAUUGUAUACUAAAGUGUCAUACAUAACUACCAUUGAAAUUGUAAAGAAAAUAUCAAAAGCUCAUAGUAACAAAUUAACAUUUAAAGAUUUAUUUUUUACUAACUUCAUUUCUUGUAAAUAAUAAACACUAAAACGCAAUGAUUGGUUUUAAGGCAUUUAAAAAAACUUUUCAACAAAAUGUGUAUAGUGUUAAAUGUUAAAUUAUGAUAACUUAUAUACUGCUAAUCUCAUACUUAUCAUCAUGUCUGAACUAACCAACUUACAAAGAUACAUUUUACAACAUUGAAAGUGUAUGUGAAACACUAGGUCUACGAAAAAAAUAUUUUUUAUAAUAUCCUAAAUUAAACUGAUACUUAUUGCUGGCUCACUUUUUGAAUAUUUUAUUUACAAUAAGCUAAAUUAAAUUAAUUAACCUUUUGUAAUCUAUUUUUAAACUCUGUCAAUGCAAAUCUAAUUUGAUUGUACUGUAAAAAAAAACUUUCUUAAGUCAGAUCAUUGUUUUAAUUAUGUCCAUAACUUAGAAUAACAUAAUUCAUAAACACAUUUAUUAUUUCACAAAGCUGAAUGUACAGGUCAACAAAAAAAAGGUUAUAUUUCAUGUGUUCCCUGUGUGUUUGCAUGCUGCUACAUUAACUAAAUUGAUAUAUUUGAAUUGCUUGCAGAUUUUAAUCUUUAAAAAUAAAUAACAUGGUGUGAUCAAAUAAGAUCCCUUAGUGAUUAUGCAUAUAUAUGAUAUCAUAAAUGGUUACUUUAAAUGUAGGAAUAGGUUUCCCAUUUUCAAACACUGUUAUAACUGUAUCUUGUUACAUCUGCUAAAAUAACUUCAACACUAGUUACCAUCCAGUGUAGUGUGUACAAAGUUUCAUCAUUGCCUUUUGUUCAAAAUAUUUAAAGAACUUCCUGACUUUAUAUUGAUGUGUGUGUACAAGCAGUUCCUGCAUAAUUUAACAAUUUUAACAUGUUUUGUUUUUUCUAAGAUUCAACAUUGCUCUCACAAAUGCAAUUUUUUUUAAACAAUUGGAACUAUUUAAAAUAAAUCAUCACAAUAAUAAAUUGUGCAAGCUGUAUUGAGUGUACUACCCUUAUGGUGUAUAUAAUGAUGCUUAUGUCAAGUGCUCUAUAUGUAAUCAUUGUUGUCUACCAAGUGCCUUUUAAGCUAUUAUAUUAUUCUUAUGUUUGUGUCUUAAAAUUUGUUUCAAUAUAAGGUGAAUGCUGUGAAAUUACAAACAGUAUUUUAUAAUAUUUGUAAGACUUACACAUGUUGGAAGUGUUUUUCUUCAGUGAUAUGACAAUCCAUGAAAACUCAAAUAUACAAAACUAUUUAUUUGAUAUAAGAUUGUGUAAUCUUGAUUAAUAUAUUGAUAAAUUAUAUUGUUGAUUUAAAUUGCAAUUAUAAUGACCAAGAUGAAAUCCAAAAAAAAAACACAAUACCUAAAGCUACUUAUAUUUAUAAAUAAAUACACUUACAACAAC